CGUUCAGGCAUUUCAUCGAGCAAUUCGAGGGCGCGGCGCAUCUGAAGCGGCGAUGGGGCCUCUGGUGCUCGUUUCUCAGCUGGCGACCGGGCUGGGGGUCCUGGCCGGCGCGGCGGCGGUGAAGUCGGCGAUGGAGGGCUGGCGGCCGAUGGCCGGCGGCGGCCGGUGGCCGCGGUGCGAGACGUGCAACGGCACCGGCCGCGUGAAGUGCCUGUGCUCGCGGUGGUCCGACGGGGACGACUCCGGGUGCCGCUCCUGCGCCGGUUCGGGGAAGGUGGCGUGCAGGAGCUGCGGCGGGUCGGGGACGGGGCGGCCGCUCCCGGUUCGAGUUCCCAUGCGCACCGGCCGCGCCCCCUGAUGUACAAGAAGCAUAUAUAUAUAUAUAUAUAUAUAUAUAUAUAUAUUCUGACAGAUAACCGUCUGGUGGCGCGCGGCCGCCGGCGACGGCCAUAAUUUUGGACUUCAAUUCCUUCUCCUUGUUCUCGCUGACAAAAGAAUUCAACAGUAGAAUUUAAUGUAACUUUUUGGUCAGUCGAUGCAUGCCGUUCUCUUCCUUCUCCCUUCCAAGUUUCAA
Molecule: messenger RNA, 574 nt
Organism: Zingiber officinale
Lineage: Eukaryota; Viridiplantae; Streptophyta; Magnoliopsida; Zingiberales; Zingiberaceae
Exons: 1
Coding region: 53-358 (101 amino acids)
Source: RefSeq, a predicted model, not a curated record